AUGGCAUCACUCGGUCGGAUUCUGUUGGCUUCUCUUCUUCUCCUUUUCCUGGCAGAAACCGCUUACGGAGGCAUUCUACUAUCCUCUCUGCCCAACACUCUUGAUGUCUUUGUUGCGGCUCAGAAACCAGGCCAGGCCGGAGAAGAUAAACUCGGCGCUGUAUGGUCUCUGAACAAUCGGAGUUUCCCAGUUGGGACAGACGCGGCGUAUAAGACGGUCAACCUGAAGCUGUGCUACGCGCCGUACUACGAGUCGACUUUGGACCGCCACGUGCCGAUCGCAUCAUACUUCGUACGCGCCUACGUGAACGACUCCGCCGGCGUUCUGGUGGCUUAUGGUCAAAGCACGGGACCGAAAAAAGACUACAACAUACUUGAGGUCGAGGCAAGCAGCGGAAGCCGCAAGACGAUCGAUAUUUGCUUCGGUGCUUUCUCCGUUUUGUUCUUGGUUGCGUUCUUUGUUGUAUAG
Messenger RNA from Rosa chinensis, 468 nucleotides. RefSeq names its product high-affinity nitrate transporter 3.2-like. The record is from RefSeq and is a predicted model, not a curated record. The transcript has 3 exons. The coding region runs from base 1 to 468 and encodes 155 amino acids. NCBI's taxonomy places the organism in Eukaryota, Viridiplantae, Streptophyta, Magnoliopsida, Rosales, Rosaceae. Gene Ontology annotation, cellular component: plasma membrane. Gene Ontology annotation, biological process: nitrate transmembrane transport; response to nitrate. Gene Ontology annotation, molecular function: nitrate transmembrane transporter activity.